Exophiala dermatitidis NIH/UT8656 is the source of this 4479-nucleotide messenger RNA. RefSeq lists its product as uncharacterized. Lineage: Eukaryota; Fungi; Ascomycota; Eurotiomycetes; Chaetothyriales; Herpotrichiellaceae. The record is from RefSeq and is a predicted model, not a curated record. The transcript has a single exon. Bases 935 to 3604 code for a protein of 889 amino acids.
UGUCAGUGUGGAUGUGUACAGGGGACGCGUAUGUGGAAUAGAAACACUUGUCGACACCACAACUGUCCACACAGCAUUGGGCAAGCGGUGGGCAGGCGGUGGGCAUUCCCCUCCCUUAGGUGCCUCCAAGCGUAAGCUGCAUGUUGCUAAACAGUUAAAGCCACGCCUAGAGAUCCCGCCUAAGUCAGAUCGGGGCGCUGGGUUCGGCCACUUAUCCACUAGAGGACUGCUUAAAGUGCACACCUGACCUGCCGCAGCUUCUCGCUUGAGCCGUAGUGGCCUCAGUUUCCCGGUUGACCUGCCAGUGCGAGCCCUGGCCUGGCGCAGCGCAGGCUCCGACCAAGGCUCAAUUCUCCGUUGCUGACCUGCACUGGCACUCGCUGCUGCUGCUGCUGCCACUGCCAAACUGCACCCUGCACUCCAGUUCCUGAACUCGAACCUUGAUUCUCUAUCCACAUCCACCUCAGUCCUUCUCUCACUCUCCCGCCUCCCUCCUUGUCUCUACACAAGGCUGAGCUCACCCAAGCCGCUGGCUCCUGGUUGAAGAAAGAUCCGUCUUUGGUCUUUCUUCCAGGUUGCCGUCCACUCCUUCAAGAACCUCAAAUCUCUCCCUUUCUAAGCAAUCCGAACCACCCGCGACACCCAUUGUUUGUGAAGACAUCGUCUGCACAGAUACGAUCAACUAUCGCGAGUAGCCUUGACAGAACAACUUUGGUGGGCCGACGACACCUUGUACAGGUCAUUUCUUACUGUCGAGACAGUCCUAUUGCGGCGCAACAUCUGUCUGGACUUUGUGAUGGUGGCAUUCGUCUCUUUGCGUGAGCCGGCUACAAAUAUCAUCCAGGUGCCGGAUCACCUCUAACACACUUCACUGCGCCUGCCUGCUGGCCAGCACAUCAAUAAUCCUCUUCACCGGCGGCCCUUUCAUGCAAGUAUGACUUCGAUCUCGCUUCCUCCAACGCUUCCUGCGCAUUCACCGUUCGACUCACUCGCCGGCACGCCUCCUCGAUCUCCCCGAUCUCAUGCUCACCGAAGACGACCCUCUCGAGACCCAAAUGCUGCACACAAUCUGCCGACGACUACUUUGGCCUCUUCUGCGAGCGAAGAUACUCUGCGAGUACGAGGAGUGGGCACAUCAAAUCAGGGCGCCGCUGGCAUGGCUGUCGAAACCCGUCGUCGCUCUAUGAGGGCUCCUCUGCCUGACUUCAAAUUCAACCCGGGUGCCGAUCUGCCGCCAGAACGGGAUGAAAGUCCAACUCACCCAGUACUUCAAGAGAUGGCUUUGAAUCAACAGCGCGCUAUUCGGUCGGCACGAGCAGCUCCCUUGCCUGCAUUCACCUUCGGAUCACAAGCGACGCCUGCACAAGCGUCUCCCAGUCCAACCAAAUCCUCAUUUGCCGAUACCACGCAGCCUGUUCGAACAGGUCAUCGCCGGUAUGGAAGUGAGUUUGUGGGCGCAGGCGACGAUGGCCCUCAAAUAGUCAGCACCAGCCCUGAGAAACCCGAAUACCGACUUCCUCCCCCAGCAAAUGGGGCACCUAGAGGACAUGUCCAUCGUCGGUCACAGGCUGUUUCCAUCUCCGAUAUUGACACGUCAGAGCUGAUCAAGAUGAAUGCUCUGGCCAAGGCACGAGCAGGCUCAACCCCAACAACCCCAGCAGAAAGCGCACAGCCUUUUGCGUACGCUCGUCCCAGCCCACACAUGCGCCAGUCAAUGUCAAACAUUGUCAGAACCCCACCCUCGUCUCCUCGACGAAGGGGUAGUGCCCCAGGAUUUCGUCCUCGAGUCGGGUUUUCUGAUUAUGUCGAUGUGAUACCAAGACCACUGUCUUUGAUCUCAUCCGAGACCGAAGGGAGCACGUCUACUAUCCGCGGAGGUCAUUCUCUCUCUGGAAGCAUCAACUCCAUCGCUAGUCCGACACCACGUCCGAUCAUAGCUGUGAGUCCCUCGGCUGACAUGGAUAUCUCGCCGGAGCGGCCUCAAACGGCAGAUGCACUUUCAACCCAGCUGGCAGGCGUGCCUGCUGAAUCCAUGAUUAACCUUCCGAAACGCCCGCUGUCCGCUUCCGGCUCACCUGGAGCGUUGAGCACGGGCAGCCCUCCGAGCAAAAAGAAGUACUUUUGGUUCAGUCAUUCCAACAAUGGUUCACCAUCCACUACUCCAAGGGCUGAAGUUGGCGAUCCCCUUGAUGUCUUCACAUCGCCCGAGUGUACCCAGCCCCCGACUCUCAAGUCGGUCUCGCAUGCGCCUGAUCGACCCAAGACUUCCGAAGAACCGGUUCCUGCGUCAAAGAAGCGCAAGUAUCACACGUGGACUUCGGGUAUCUUCUCCAGAAAGUCGGAUAAGCGCUCCGCCAAGCCAAAAGAGCAAGGCUCUCCAAGUCCACCUGAGUUGAAAAGACAACUUAGUGAUCGGCUCAGUGAUAUCUUUGAUGCCGACAACACUGUUGUUAUUCGCGAUCCUUCUCCCGUCUCGACUCGAGUCCGCCCUCUGCUACCGGCCGUCACACCGAAACAGCCGGAGGAACAAGUCACAGGUCCUGUUCUAGAUCUUGACGCCGCCCUGGGUACUUUUGGAGACGAGGAUGAUUUUGGAUCCGACGGCAACGUCAGAUUCGGUCGAUCACCACGAAUUGCGAAACUGCAUAGCAGUGAGCGGAGAGGCAGUCCAGACGCAUUUGGAACAGUCCAUAGGAGGACGGAGUCAGCGCCAACAAUGCCCGCCGUCAACCGUAGCACUUUUAGCAUGCACCGCCUGGGUAGCAAUGCUUCGCUCACUGAGGACGUGUUUGACGAAGAAGAGGAAGACAAUUUUCUCGCUGGGAAACAUCCUGGCCCGAGUAACUCGGACAGCUCAACCGAGGAGAUUGCACAGGAAAGCAAACCUAGCAGCCCUGAUUCUCUGCCGGUUUCUGCGCCGCAAGAUCCUACUCCUGCUGAUGGACUGGGUCUUUCUUUGCACCAGGAAGCAGGUGACGGUGUGCUCAUUGUCGGGUCGGAAGAAGACAUUGCCCGCGUCGACGCGCGGUCUUCGAACUCAACCAUUGAGGCGCCGCCCAUCUUUCCAGAUCUGGAGAAUGAGAAGCGCCCAAUGCCGUCUUCGAUGUCUUUUGCGUAUCCGGCACCACAAUCACAUUAUGCCUCUUCCACUGAUGGACGCACGACUUCGGCUUCCAUGAUAUCUUCACCAGAUGCCGACCACAUCUCUUUCGAUACUUUCCCCCGCCCAAUGCGGCUGCCUGGUGAACCCAGUCCAGACUUUGCGCUUCGGGCUUCUAACGACGAUCUUCCCUCCCUCAGUGACAGCAUUUCGAGCGGCGCUCUUCCCAGAUUUUCGAGCAGUGCAGGGACGAGAUCUUCGGUUGAACAACGUUCUGCUUCCAUGAUUGUUCCGUCAACUUCCAAGUCCAAUGACCAACAAGCCUGGAAACGAACAAGUCUCGCAAGCCUGAACCGUUUGAUUCCUGGAUCGUCUCAUGGUAGCAAACUGAAGUUUGAGACCGUCCCUGAUACCGCCGUCACUGACGAGAAGGGGAGAAAGAAAACAAAUAGGAUCAGCAGACUGAUGCAUUUCUGGCGCUCCAAAGAGCGAACAGACAUGUAAUGCAGGCAAAUCUGACUGACAAAAGUCACAACACAAUUAACGGCUUUAUGAACACUGCUUCGGCGUUUGGAGCAUGGGCGAGACCCUAGCAUUGACCAAUCAACCUUCCCACAUGGCUUUUUGAUGGACAAAUUUUACGAAAAUCACGAAAAGUGGAUUGGAGCCUCAAUGGGCUUUCCAAGAUUCGACCACCCUUCUCACCAUAUUCGAUCGUUAUUAACAGCUUUUCUUUUCUUAUUUCGAGUACACGGGUUACGAGCUACAGCUCUUCUAUUUGGGCCUUUUCCCCACACUGGGCCGUUUGAGCUCCACUCAACACCAUUGAAACAAUUCGGCUGGCAGGACAGCAGGUUUAAAUUGUGAAAGACAGAGGAAACAAUUUUGGGCGACAGACAGAACGCAUCAGGCUGGGGCGCAUUAAGCUGAGGAUAUGAGAAGCAUUACCAUUAGGAUGUCCAUACAAGGAUCAAGAGUACCUCCAUAGUCUGAAUGAUGGAUGGCUGGAAUGGGUUGCUGAUGUUGAGAUGUGUUUUUGUGUGGAAUAGGGCAAACGAGACAUUUUAUGAAGACUGAAGCAGGAUUCGGGCUGCAAUGGUCAGCUUCAAAUCACAGAUCCAGAUUCUAGCUGGACACCAGGGCUGUUUUUUUAGCUUGCACUUGCUUAUUUGACAACUUGUACUCUUAUAACGUUCGAUCCGUUUCGAGCGCUAUUGUUUUGUCUCCAGUAUUUCGAGGCUCCAAUUGUGACCAGCGACUAUGAAGUAUUCACGUUUGUUGGAAUGAUCAAUCUAGGCCAAGACAACCACCCAAUGGUCUUUUGUCGAAGAAAUAGCUAUUGGCUCCCUAGGCCCUUUCAAUCAGCAUUUCUACCAGAG